AUCUUUCUAUAGAUAGUGAUGGUACCAACUAUGUUUUAUUCGGUGAAAUAAAAAUAAAAUAAAAAUUAUCUUUAGUAGAGAUGGCUGAGGGGUUGAUAGCUCUGGUCUUGAAAACCGGCUUAGUUCGAAAAAAAGAACUAUCGUCGUUUUGCUGGAUGAAGAGUUGUUUAUUGGUUUUUGCUUUUCUCGACUUCUUAAUGCCUUCUUACAUCAGAGUAAAAAGGGCAGUGGAAAGGUGGAGGCGGCGGGCCGAAUGCAGCCACUACGUAUAUAAAAGAGGAAGUGGAAAAUUCUGGAGAAGAUUGUUCCUUUGCAUUCGUCGUGGCUUACGUUGUUACUAGUGUUUUUAUUGAUUGAAAGGGCCCCGCUCAAUUGCCGUACUCUUCGAGAAAUCCCUUUCUCGGUUCCUGAUAAAACCCAGGAUCAAAAGGAGAAUUUGAAUUUGAUCAUAGCUUUCAGUAGGCUAUAUAUACACUUUCUCUGUAACGGGACAAGCUCAAUCAUCAGACUGUAGACAUGGGUUGGGGAGGAAUUCUGGGUUUUGAGCAUGGGAUAGUUCUGGCACCACUGGGUCCGGAUAUUUCAGGGCCGGAGCUCGUGGCUGCGGUUGCUAACGCCGGAGGACUUGGGUUGCUUAGAGCUCCUGACUGGGAAUCACCAGAUUACUUAAGGGAGCUGAUACGGAAGACCAGAAGCUUAACUGACAAACCAUUUGGGAUUGGUGUUGUUCUGGCAUUUCCUCAUGAGGAAAAUAUAAAGGCUAUAUUAGAGGAAAAGGUUGCAGUGUUGCAGCUAUAUUGGGGUGAAUGCUCAAAGGAGCUUGUAAUGGAAGCUCAUAAUGCUGGCGUCAAGGUUAUUCCCCAAGUUGGGAGCAUUGAGGAUGCAAGAAAGGCCAUUAAUGCAGGUGUAGAUGCUAUCAUUGUCCAAGGACGUGAAGCAGGAGGUCAUGUAAUUGGACAGGAUGGCUUGAUUUCGUUGGUGCCAAGAGCUGUUGAUCUUGUUGGGAAUCGAGAUAUUCCUAUAAUUGCUGCUGGGGGUAUCGUAGAUGCACGUGGUUAUGUAGCUGCCUUGGCUCUCGGAGCGAAAGGCGUGUGCCUUGGCACUAGAAUCAUAAUUUCCACUGGUUUUCUGAACUUGUUUAAGAACCAAACCUGGAAAUCUAUUGUCAGGUUUCUUGCAACUCAGGAAAGCUAUGCUCACCCCAUUUACAAGAGGAAGCUGGUUGAACUUGAUAAAACAGAGUACACUGAUGUAUUUGGGAGAGCAAGGUGGCCUGGUGCUCCACAGCGUGCCCUCCAGACACCUUUCCUCUGUGAUUGGAAAUCCCUUCCUGCUCAUGAGAAUGAAGUGAAUCAGCCUAUCAUUGGUCGAUCAACAAUACAUGGUGUGGAAAAGGAAAUCCGCCGUUUUGCAGGUACAGUUCCUAAUGUGACAACAACAGGUGACAUCGAAAGCAUGGCAAUGUAUGCUGGCCAGGGUGUUGGCCUCAUCAAGGAAAUUCUACCCGCAGGGGAAGUGGUGAGGAGGUUGGUUGAAGAUUCUCAAAUUCUGAUCAAGCAAAAGUUCAGUGCGGAGCCACUCUAAGUUGAUGAAUGAUCUUGAUUUCUCAUGUCUGUGUGGAUCAGAAUUCCUACCCUGGUUGAUGAAGUCCAUUAGGCAUCAAACCAGUGACAUGCUGAUAGAUUUUACAAGAAUAAACAUGUUAGAUUUGUUGCUGUUAAAGAAAAAAAUGUUAGAUUAGUUCGGAGUUUUAUCUCAUGGUACACCUCUUUCCUAGCCUUUUGUUUAUCUGCUGCUUCUUUAGGCCCUUUAAAACACUGGAAAUUGUACAAUAUGUGUGCAAAUAAAGAAAAUCUUUGCAUUGUU
Rubroshorea leprosula is the source of this 1866-nucleotide messenger RNA. NCBI's taxonomy places the organism in Eukaryota, Viridiplantae, Streptophyta, Magnoliopsida, Malvales, Dipterocarpaceae. The record is from the annotation of a GenBank genome assembly.